AUGUCACUCCUAGACCUAAAAUUCUUCCAUUUUAUAGCAGACCGUGAAUAUGAGGCUUCAAAUAAUUCGACUGCCACAUAUAAAAUUUCUGCCUCGGAGACUGUUGCUCAUUUUCAAGACAAAGAAGAUCAGCUAAGCAGUCAGUCCACUGCGGUUAUACUCACUCCUCCUUAUUCCUCCUCGUCAGUUCCUACAUCCUCGAAAUCCUUUAAGCCUCAGUGUGCCAAACUUGGCCAGAUUGCUACAAGGCCUAUAAGCAAACAGGCUUUUGAUGGCCGGUCAACUGCAAGCAAUGCUCAGGACAAGCUUUUACUUAGAACGAUCAGCGUUUCCAGCCGUGAAGUCCCCAUAAAGACCUUCCGAGUAAAUCGCAAUAGUGACCAGCUGGAUUGCCUGGACGGAGAGGAGCCUAUAGAAGUAGGCCUCGAAAUGCAGGAGAUUUUUUGCGAGCCUUCAAGUACCGAGAGGCCAACUAGGAAACAAGAGAGGGAAUUAUGGUGA
Molecule: messenger RNA, 501 nt
Organism: Protopolystoma xenopodis
Lineage: Eukaryota; Metazoa; Platyhelminthes; Monogenea; Polystomatidea; Polystomatidae
Source: the annotation of a GenBank genome assembly